AUGCCUCCGCGCGCGCCGCCUGCGCCCGGGCCCCGGCCGCCGCCCCGGGCCUCGUCCGCCCCCGCCGCCGCGGACGCGGGGGGCGCCGGCGGGCCCGGGCUCCGGCCUCUCGCGCCGCGCCCCUGGCGCUGGCUGCUGCUGCUCGCGCUUCCCGCCGCCUGCUCAGCGCCGCCGCCGCGCGCCGUCUACACCAACCACUGGGCAGUGCAAGUGCUGGGCGGCCGGGCCGAGGCGGACCGCGUGGCCGCGGCGCACGGCUACCUCAACUUGGGCCAGAUUGGAAACCUCGAAAAUUACUACCAUUUUUAUCAUAGCAAAACCUUUAAGAGAUCGACUUUGAGUAGCAGAGGCCCUCACACCUUCCUCAGAAUGGACCCCCAGGUGAAAUGGCUCCAACAACAAGAAGUUAAACGCAGGGUGAAGAGACAGGUGCGGAGUGACCCUCAGGCGCUUUAUUUCAAUGACCCCAUUUGGUCCAACAUGUGGUACAUGCAUUGUGGGGACAAGAACGGUCGCUGCCGAUCGGAAAUGAAUGUCCAGGCGGCAUGGAAGAGGGGCUACACGGGAAAAAACGUUGUGGUCACCAUCCUUGAUGAUGGAAUAGAGAGGAAUCACCCCGACCUGGCCCCAAAUUAUGAUUCCUAUGCAAGCUACGAUGUCAAUGGAAACGAUUAUGACCCAUCUCCACGAUACGAUGCCAGCAAUGAGAAUAAACACGGUACUCGUUGUGCAGGAGAAGUUGCAGCUUCGGCCAACAAUUCUUACUGCAUCGUGGGCAUAGCAUACAAUGCAAAAAUAGGAGGCAUUCGCAUGCUGGAUGGCGACGUGACGGAUGUAGUCGAGGCCAAGUCACUGGGCAUCAGACCCAACUACAUCGACAUUUACAGUGCCAGCUGGGGGCCAGACGACGACGGGAAGACGGUGGAUGGACCAGGCCGGCUGGCAAAGCAGGCCUUUGAGUAUGGCAUUAAAAAGGGCCGGCAGGGCCUGGGCUCCGUUUUUGUCUGGGCGUCUGGAAACGGCGGGCGAGAAGGGGACUACUGCUCCUGCGAUGGCUACACCAACAGCAUCUACACCAUCUCCGUGAGCAGCACCACCGAGAACGGCUACAAGCCGUGGUACCUGGAGGAGUGCGCAUCCACCCUGGCCACCACCUACAGCAGCGGGGCAUUUUAUGAGCGGAAAAUUGUCACCACAGAUCUGCGUCAGCGCUGCACUGAUGGCCACACAGGGACCUCGGUGUCAGCCCCCAUGGUGGCGGGCAUCAUCGCCUUGGCUUUAGAAGCAAAUGUGGCCAUCAGUGGUCUGUCCUUGUGUCAUUGCAGCAGCCAGCUAACCUGGAGGGAUGUCCAGCACCUGCUGGUGAAGACAUCCAGGCCAGCCCACCUGAAAGCGAACGACUGGAAAGUCAACGGUGCUGGUCGUAAAGUUAGCCACCUCUAUGGAUUUGGACUGGUGGACGCGGAAGCCCUCGUCAUGGAGGCGAAGAAGUGGACGGCAGUACCCGCACAGCAUGUGUGUGUCGCUGCCACAGACAAGCGGCCCAGGAGCAUCCCUGUGGUGCAGACGCUGCGGACCACCACCCUGACCACCGCCUGCGCCGACCGUUCAGACCAGCGUGUGGGCUACCUGGAACACGUGGUGGCUCGUGUCUCUAUCUCCCACCCACGCCGAGGAGACCUCCAGAUCCACCUGAUUUCUCCCUCGGGAACCAAGUCUCAACUUUUGGCUAAGAGAUUGCUGGAUCAUUCCAACGAAGGGUUUACAAACUGGGAGUUCAUGACCGUGCACUGCUGGGGAGAAAAGGCUGAGGGGGAAUGGACCUUGGAAAUCCAAGACAUGCCAUCCCAGGUCCGCAACCCAGAGAAACAAGGGAAAUUGAAGGAAUGGAGCCUCGUCUUGUACGGCACGGCCGAGCACCCAUACAACACCUUCAGUGCCCAUCAGUCCCGCUCUCGGAUGCUGGAGCUCUCGGCCCCGGUGCCAGAACCACCCAAGGCUGCUCUGUCUCCCUCCCAGGCCGAGGUUUCCGAGGAUGAAGAGGACUACACAGGUAUGUGCCAUCCAGAGUGCGGUGACGAAGGCUGUGACGGCCCCAGUGCAGACCAGUGCUUGAACUGUGUCCACUUCAGCCUGGGGAACAUCAAGACCAGCAGGAAGUGCGUAAGCGCAUGCCCUCUGGGCUACUUCGAGGACACGACAGCAAGGCGCUGUCGCCGGUGCCACAAGGGCUGUGAGACCUGCACGGGCAGGAGCCCAGCCCAGUGCCUAUCUUGCCGCCGUGGGCUCUAUCACCAUCAGGAGAUGAACACCUGUGUGAUGCUCUGUCCUGCCGGAUUCUAUGCUGACGAAAGUCAGAGAAAUUGCCUUAAAUGUCACCCAAGCUGCAAAAAGUGUGUUGAUGAGCCAGAGAAAUGCACUGUCUGUAAGGAAGGAUUCAGCUUUGCACGGGGCAGCUGCAUUCCAGACUGUGAACCAGGCACCUAUUUUGAUUCCGAGCUGAUCAAAUGUGGGGAAUGCCAUCACACCUGCCAGACCUGCGUGGGGCCCAGCAGAGAAGAAUGUAUUCACUGUGCGAAAAACUUCCACUUCCAAGAAUGGAAAUGCGUACCAGCCUGUGGCGAGGGCUUCUACCCAGAGGAGAUGCCGGGCUUGCCCCACAAAGUGUGCCGAAGGUGUGACGAGAGGUGCCUGAGCUGUGAAGGUUCCAGUAGAAAUUGCAACAGGUGUAAGCCGGGCUUCAUGCAGCUGGGGACUUCAUGCAUCACCAACCACACGUGCAGUAACGCGGAUGAGACCUUCUGUGACAUGGUCAAGUCCAACCGGCUCUGUGAACGGAAGCUCUUCAUUCAGUUCUGCUGCCGCACGUGUCUCCUAGCUGGGUAGGGGCACCCUACCACCCACAGAGGGCAGGGCUCCUCCUGUCCGUCUGUCCAUCCGCCUUUCUCUGGACUGCCGGCCAAAGCCUGUUUUAGGGGCAGCGCCUGCAGCUGACAGCUUUACCUCCCCAGGAGCAGGGCCUCCACGGCAUCUCCGGGCACCCAGACCAGGUGGGUGGUGGGCCUUAAGGAGGUGUUCCUAAAGCAGUGAAGCCUCUCAAAGUCUGCUCGCUGGCUACGUUCUUCUCGUAAACUCAAAAUAGGAACAAGGUGAAUCCUGGGAAUCCAUGUCUCCAGCUUUGGAGCCGCUUCUGGGACCAUACGUUUACUGAAUCUUCAAGACCAAAGCAGAAAGGCAGAUGCUUGGCGUAACAUGUGACUCUUCUCCCCGCAGUAAACCUCACCCGUGGGACCAGCCCACAGAACCCUGGCAGCCUCCCACAUGAUGAAGGGCUGCGCGGUGCAGCUGCUCUUCCCCCUGCCACAGAGCAGCCCUGGGACAGUGUAGUCAGACUGUAAAUACAAUAGGUGUUUGGGCAUGAAAGUUAGGCCCACUGGGGAUGGAGCAUCUACUUCUGCAUUGUCAGCUACUUUUGAAAGGGCAGCGAUCGCUUUGAAAGCCCACUUCAAACCCGGAUGGGAAGGGCCUCCCUCCCUCUGCAGCAAGCUGAGCCCUUGUCACCACGUUCUGCCUGUGUCCUUAGGAGGCAUCCCGAGGCCCAGCCGAAGUAUGCCCCAUGGUCAAGCAAUUCCUUUGAACCAAAAUGUCAGCCCAGGCCAUGACUUGUUAAUGACCUGUCACUUCCCAUUUCGUGGAACCGCUUUCACACUGCACUCGGCCUCUGCUCUUCAAGGGGCUUGUCCUGGGUGGGUGCGCCUGCGUCUGUGUACUCUGAGCCUAAGGACACGGUGGGAUUUAUUUCUGCCAAACCUGUGUAGGCAUUUUAUAAGCUACAUGUUCUAAUUCUUACCAAUGUUAAUUAUUUUGACAAAUAUUUCAUAUAUUUUCAUUGAAAUGCACAGAUCUGCUUGAUCAGUUAGUUCCCUUUAAUAGGGGGUAACAUUUGCCUUAAAUUUUUUCAAGCGUGUUCUUCUCCAUUUUGUCCUGCUCCCCCCUCUUUGACAGCACUGCAUUUGCCUAGUCCCCACGUGCUGGGCAGAACCCAGCUGUUGUUUAUUGAACCCACACCUCCAAAAAAGAAAUCCACAAAGGAAAGUCAUUGUUAACCCUAAAUUAAUAAAAAUGUUAACAUCUCA
Molecule: messenger RNA, 4136 nt
Organism: Manis javanica (Malayan pangolin)
Lineage: Eukaryota; Metazoa; Chordata; Mammalia; Pholidota; Manidae
Source: RefSeq, a predicted model, not a curated record